Messenger RNA from Phlebotomus argentipes, 5319 nucleotides. RefSeq lists its product as uncharacterized. Gene Ontology annotation, molecular function: nucleic acid binding. NCBI's taxonomy places the organism in Eukaryota, Metazoa, Arthropoda, Insecta, Diptera, Psychodidae. The transcript has a single exon. The record is from RefSeq and is a predicted model, not a curated record. Bases 1 to 5319 code for a protein of 1772 amino acids. Gene Ontology annotation, biological process: DNA integration.
AUGUCUCUGGUGAAGCAGCGAGACGGAAUUGUGACCGCCAUCGAGCGAAUCGAGGCCUACCUGGCGUCGCUGGGCGAGGCGGACGUCCCUCAUCUCACCCGAGAGGUUGUCACGUCCCAGAGGAAUUUAGCAGCGACGCUGAGGGCCGACUACAUCGAUGUCCACGCUCGGAUCAUCGAGUCCACCGGCGAUGCGCAGACCAGGAUCAACGAGCAGGCGUGCAAGACGAAGUUCUUGCAGAGAGUGGAGAGCCUGCUGGAGAAGAUCAACCGCUUCCUGGUCAACUUCCCGCCGCCGCUGCCCAGGACGUCUAGCCCGAAUACCUCGGGCGACUUUGCUGCGGUCAUGGAGCGGAUGAUGCUGCAGAACCAGGACCAGAUGACGCAGCUCAUCGCGGCGUUUCGUCAAACCGCAAGUAGCGAUCCCUCACGUUCCAUUAAAUUGCCACAAAUCCAACUGCCCACCUUCAGUGGCAAAUACUCGAGUUGGAUAUCAUUCAAAGACCGAUUCAUAUCUUGCGUCAAGUCCUCCACGAGUCUGAAUGAUGUUCAAAAAUUGGAAUAUUUGCAAUCGGCCUUGACGGGAGACGCCGAGUCACUGAUAAAACACCUGCCCACAACCGCCGCGAACUUUGGGGUAGCUUGGGAGUUAUUAAUUGAGAAAUACGAGAGAAAAAGCGAGAUUAUUGCUGACCAUGUUAGGACGUUUUAUAAUAUGCCCUCUGUCACGUCCCUGGAGCCAACCGCCAUUCAGAAAAUCAGCAAUAUCCUCUCGGAAUCCACGCUGGCACUUGACGCCAUCAACGUGACCACGCGUGACCCUUGGCUCAUCCAGUUCACGCUGGACAAACUGGACACGGAGUCAAGGGUUCUCUGGGGAAGAGAGUGCGGCAAUAGAGUGCCCACUCUGAAGGAAUUCCGUGCCUUCUUAAAUCAGCGUUGCAUCGACGCCACAAACGCGAUCCCCAUUAAUAAAAUGCCGCCCAAUGAGCGCUCCCAAGUCCCAAAGCCAGCUUCUCAGCCCAAGAAGCAGAUGCCAUCCAUCCAUAAUGCCACUGCCACAAAUAAUUGCAAAUGCUGCAACCAGUCAGCUCAUCCCCUCUACAAAUGUGCCCGCUUUCUGGCACACUCACCCGGGGAGAGAUUCGAGGUCGUGAAGAAGCUGAGCUUAUGUAGGAAUUGCCUGGCCUCUCAUCAUACCAAUUCCUGUACCUUCCACAAGUGCCGGAAGUGCCAGGGCAAACAUAAUGUUCUUCUUCACGACAAGUUCGUCGGUGAGUCUUCUGCCGAUCCGCCGGCUCCGCUCCCACCACCGUCGAACCCUUCUCCUGCGGCAAACAUUAACACCCAGACCACGCCGAGUUCUUCUGGAGGGCACACUAAUUUUACUGGCCACUCGACAGUCACUCUCUCCAAUUCCACUUCCACUAGUCGCCCCCAUUCAACCGUCCCGAAGGUUUUCCUGGCGACAGCGGUGGUGGACAUCAUUACUGUGAGUGGACAGCGAAUCCCGUGUCGCGUGAUGUUAGACGGUGGAGCCCAAGUCUGCAUCAUGACGACAAGCCUGUACCAGAAGCUGCGGCUUCCGAGAUCUCCUUCGGACAUCACAAUCUUGGGUGUUGGUAGUCAAGCCAAUCAAGUGAAACAUCGCGUUUCCACAACCAUUUUCUCCCGGAAAAAUGGCAGCCAGUUCUCCUUCGAGAGCUACAUCAUGCCAAGGAUUUCUGGCGACAUCCCCAACUGGGCAGUGGACUCGCAAGCCAUCCAAAUUCCUCACGGCGUCGAAUUGGCUGAUCCUCAGUGGGACGUGCAGCGCCCAGUGGACCUACUAAUCUGUGGCAAUGCCUAUUGGGAUAGUUUACUUCCAGGCAAGAUCAGUUUGGGCCCAGGACUGCCACAUCUGCAGGAGACUGAGUUUGGCUACGUCCUCGUCGGAGAGCAUCAACAAUCGGCUUACGUGCACCAUAUAGAGGCUGCUCCAGCCCUGGAUGUUGCGCUGCAGAAAUUCUGGGAGCUUGAGGAUCUGCCGGACGAUCCACCACUCACUGACGAGCAUCAACUGGCCGAGGCUCAUUUCUGUGAGACACAUAGGAGAGAUGCAGAGGGGAGAUUUGUGGUCAAAUUGCCCUUCCGUGAGAGUUCAGAAGUUCUGGGACAGUCUCGAGGACAGGCGGUGCGUCAAUUCUUGGCUUUGGAGAGGCAAUUCGAGAAGAAACCAAAGCUCAAGACGAUGUAUGAGGAGGUGAUGAAGGACUACAAGGAAAGAGGGUGGCUGGAGUUGGUUCCACCUGGCGAAUUCGGCUCUUCCUCCUAUUAUAUGCCACACCAUGGAGUCCUCAAGGAAUCCAGCGUCACAACUAAGCUGCGAGUUGUCUAUAACGCGAGCGCUAAGACCAGCUCGGGCUACAGUUUGAAUGACAUCCUCAUGUGUGGCCCCAAUGUCCAGCCGAACCUCAUUCUCACGCUGCUUCGAUUCCGUCUGCAUCCAAUUGCGAUGAGUGCGGACAUAUCCAAAAUGUAUCUGCAAAUCCAAUUGGACUCCGCGGACGCGAACUUCCAGAGAUUGGUCUACCGAAGUUCUCCACACGAGCCGCUGAGAGACUACAGAAUCCCUCGCGUCUGCUUCGGUGUUGCAUCAUCACCAUUCCUGGCCACGAGAGCACUCAUCCAGCUGGCCAAUGACCACGAGAAGGAAUUUCCACAGGCAGCAGCUGCGCUCCGCACCAAUUUCUAUGUCGAUGACCUGCUGGUGUCGACAUCCACAUAUUCGGAGGCAGAAAGGCUGCAAUCUCAACUGGUGGAAUUACUUCUUCGUGGUGGAUUCACUCUGACGAAAUGGUCGAGCAAUAGCCAUCGCUUGUGCCGCCAACCUGACCAAGAUGCGAUGCCGGACGCGGUGACAGUGGGCGAAUCCGUCACCAGCACUCUGGGAAUGAUUUGGAAUUCAUCUUCGGACGAUUUCAGAUAUACUUCUCCAAUGGACAUCUCCGAGGACAUCAGCACCAAGCGGCACAUGGCAUCCGGCGUUGCCAAAUUCUUUGAUCCGGUCGGCCUGAUGGGACCGGUCAUUGUUGAGGCCAAAAUCAUGCUGCAGGACAUGCACAGGAUGAAGUUGGGAUGGGAUGAGCCAGUGCCUCCUGAAGUGCAGAAGCAAUGGAAGGAUUUUGUGCUUCGGCUUCGGGAUAUCACGCAAAUCCGCAUUCCGCGCUGGAUUUCCAUGUUCUCCAACCCUGAUGGCGUGGAAUUGCAUGCAUUCUGUGACGCAAGUGGCAAGGCUUAUGGAGUUGCCAUUUAUGUGGUCACCAUCUUCCAAGGACAGCGCUUUGCUCGCCUACUGAUGGCCAAAUCUCGAGUGGCUCCGAAGAAGGAAAUCACAAUUCCCAAACUCGAGUUGUGCGCGGCGACUUUGGCCGUUGAGACGACAAGUAGAAUUCAGGAUGCUGUGGUCCCUGAUUCUACCCACUAUUGGAGUGAUUCCACAGUCGUCUUACACUGGAUCAAUAGCCCGCCUGACGCGUACAAAAUCUUCGUCGCCAAGCGCAUCGGAACCAUCCGCGAGAAAACACGCGCUAAUCAGUGGCGGCACGUGGCAUCCGGGGAGAAUUCAGGAGACAUCAUUUCUCGUGGUGCUUCUCCGUCACAACUAAUUGAUAUGUCUUUGUGGUGGGAAGGCCCAGCCUUCUUGAAGGAGCCAAUGACGUCCUGGCCUCCGCCCUUCAGCUCAGCCGGCUGUGCAGCCGAGGAGGUGGAUUGUUUCGUGGCUUCCGCGAAACAAGAGUGUCUCAUUCAGCCCCUAUUGGAGAGAUACUCGGGCCUUCCACGGAUUCAGCGCAUCAUGGCUUAUGUGCUGAGAUUUGCUCUCAGGCGUCGACAUCCUCUGCCCGCCACAAUUGCGCCGAUUAACGCUGAUGAGAUGGAUCGGGCGCUCCUGUUCAUCAUCAAGGUGGAUCAGCGUCGCGCUCUCCCAUUUGUUCAUCAGCAGCUGGAGAGAAACGAACCCCUUCCUCCUCAGUGGAUGUCUUUGGCAUCCCUGACACCAUUCGCGGACGAGCAAGGGCUUAUCCGCGUAGGAGGAAGACUUGAGAACGCGGACCAGCCGUUCUCAUCCAGACACCCAAUAUUGUUGCCAAAGUCCCCAUUAACGGACAGGAUUAUGCGGUGGGAGCACAUCAAGCACCUGCAUGCCGGACCAAAGCUCCUCUUGUCGACGGUCCGUCAGCGGUUCUGGCCACUUUCCGGUCGGAAUUGUGCUCGGAAGGCAGUGCAUAGCUGCCACAAAUGCUUCCGCGCCAAGCCGAAGCCCCUUGAGCAGCUGAUGGGGAAUCUUCCGGAACACCGCGUGAAUCUUUACCGUCCAUUUCAAGCAACGGGUGUGGAUUUUGCUGGCCCUCUUCUAAUGAUAUCUUCCGCCACCCGGGGAGUUCGCUCCAGAAAGGCCGGCAAUCAGAAGGUUUACAUAGCAAUUUUCGUGUGCAUGGCAACCAAGGCUGCACACUUGGAAAUAGUCUGCUCACUGUCCACUGAGGCCUUCUUGGCGGCAUUCCGUCGUUUUGCAGCGCGCAGAACGACUCCCAGACAUCUCUAUUCUGACUGCGGCAAGAAUUUCGAGGGUGCAGCCAAUGAAUUUGUCCGUCUUCUUGACCAGGAGAAAGCUCAACAGGAAAUCGUGGGACAGACGCAGACCGACGGAAUCUCGUGGCAUUUCAAUCCACCAGCUUCUCCACACCAUGGCGGGCUUUGGGAAGCCUGUGUGAAGAGCACGAAAUUCCACCUAAUUCGUGCCAUCGGAUCUGCGCCAGUGUCUUACGAAGAGCUCCACACCACCUUGUGCCAAAUCGAGUGCGUGCUGAACAGCAGGCCUCUGUGCACCAUCUCUGAGGACCCCAACGACGGUGGCAUGCUCACUCCUGGCCACUUUCUGGUUGGUGCGCCUGGAAAUGCACCUCCCGAUCCCGACGUGGGGCGCAUUCCGGAGAACAGGCUCUCCUACUGGCAGCAGUGUCAACGGCGAGCACAGGAGUUCGGGAAGCGCUGGAGACUCCACUAUCUCAACACGCUUCAGCAGAGGCCCAAGUGGAGAGUCUCUCAGGACAACCUGGAGGUCGGAGAGGUCGUGCUUCUCCUGGACGACACAGCCAAGGAGGGAUCCAAGUGGAUCCUGGGACGAGUGGAGACGGCACAUCCAGGAGGUGACGGCAAGGUCAGAGUCGUCACAGUACGCACAGCCCGCGGAGUGUAUAAGCGCCCCAUAGUGAAGAUUGCGCGCCUGCCAAAACAAGAUGAGGAGUUCCCUGGCCUUGGCGACUCCAACGAAUCUUAA